AGGAACGCUCCCCAAAUGCGGAGGACGCUGGGUGCCCCCGAGUGCUCCAUACCGUGCCUGGAUGCGGUCCUUGACUCUCUGCCCCAGGCAUGCCUGCCAACAGAGGAAGAGGUGCACAGCGAUUUAUUUGGGGGGGCCACUGAUUCCUCGCCAGCCAAGGCCCAGGAUAGCUGCCAGGAGCACUCAGCUGCCGGCCUGCUGCAGUGGGGAUUGGGAUUUUGCGUUCCGCCUGUCCUUCCUUCCGACCUUGAGGAAGAAUCAACACGGCCUCCAGGCUAUUCUUGGUCACAUCCAGCCCUCCAGGCUGGGGAGGUGCCCGGGGGUCUCGGCCCAGGCUUCCAGCCAAGCGCGCAGCAAGCAAAUGUGGGACCAGGCGAUGGGGAAGAUGCUGGUCCCGGGGAGCCGUCCCCCGGCGCACGGCCCUGCCGAGGACCCUCGGGGACAGAGGAAGAACCGCCCAGAAUAGCCCUGAUGAAUGGAGAUGGUUUGCACGAGAACCACAAAGAUGAGACAAGGCAGGAUGACCAGAAAGAAACUGACCACACAGAAGAUGCAAACGACCAGGAGGUUAUUGUUAUUCAGGACACUGGCUUCACAGUCAGAAUUCACGCACCGGCCGUGGAACCUUUUUCUCUGCAGGUUUCCCCCCAAGAGAUGGUCCAGGAGAUCCACCAGGUUUUGAUGGACCGUGAAGACACCUGCCACCGCACCUGCUUCUCCCUGCAAUUUGAGGGCAACGUGCUGGAUAACUUUGCAGAGUUGAAGACCAUCGAAGGCUUGCAAGAAGAUUCCGUGUUAAAAGUCAUCGAAGAACCAUACACAGUCCGGGAAGCCAGGAUACAUGUCCGUCACAUCCGAGAUCUUUUGAAGAGUCUUGACCCCUCAGAUGCUUUCAAUGGCGUUGACUGCAACUCGCUGUCAUUUCUCACUGUCUUUACGGAAGGAGACCUUGGAGACAGUGGCAAGCGGAAAAAGAAAGGUACAGAAAUGGAGCAAAUCGACUGCACCCCUCCUGAACAUAUCUUGCCCGGAAGCAAAGAAAGGCCCCUUUGCCCCCUUCAGCCUCAGAACAGAGAUUGGAAGCCUCUGCAGUGCCUGAAAGUGCUGACCAUGAGCGGCUGGAACCCCCCGCCCGGCAACCGCAAGAUGCACGGCGACCUCAUGUACCUGUACGUCAUCACGAUGGAGGACCGGCACGUGAGCAUCACUGCGUCCACCCGAGGCUUUUACCUGAAUCAGUCCACUGCGUACAACUUCAACCCCAAGCCUGCCAGCCCCAGCUUCCUCAGUCAUUCCUUGGUGGAGCUCCUCAACCAAAUCAGCCCUUCCUUCAAAAGAAACUUUGCCUCGCUGCAGAAGAAACGUGUCCAGAGGCACCCGCUAGAGCGAAUAUACACCCCCUUCCAAGUGUACACGUGGACAGCACCGCUAGCCGAACAUGCCAUGGACUGCGUGAGAGCCGAAGACGCGUAUACCUCAAGGCUGGGCUAUGAAGAGCACAUCCCGGGACAGACGAGGGAUUGGAAUGAAGAAUUGCAAACUACCAGAGAACUGCCACGCAAAAACCUGCCGGAGAGACUGCUAAGGGAACGAGCUAUCUUUAAGGUUCACAGUGACUUCACUGCCGCCGCCACCAGAGGCGCGAUGGCGGUCAUAGACGGCAACGUGAUGGCCAUCAACCCCAGUGAGGAGACCAAGAUGCAGAUGUUCAUCUGGAACAACAUCUUCUUCAGCUUAGGCUUCGACGUCCGGGACCACUACAAGGACUUCGGUGGGGACGUGGCCGCCUACGUGGCCCCGACCAAUGACCUCAAUGGGGUCAGGACCUACAACGCAGUGGACGUGGAAGGCCUGUACACUCUGGGCACCGUGGUGGUGGACUACCGAGGGUACCGGGUGACGGCCCAGUCCAUCAUUCCGGGCAUCCUGGAGCGCGAGCAGGAGCAGAGCGUAAUCUACGGCUCGAUAGACUUUGGCAAGACGGUGGUCUCCCACGCCAAGUACUUGGAGCUGCUGGAGAAAACCAGCCGGCCCCUGAAGAUCCAGAAGCACACGGUCCUGAACGACAAGAACGAGGAAGUGGAGCUGUGCUCGUCGGUGGAGUGCAAGGGCAUCAUCGGCAACGACGGGCGGCAUUACAUCCUCGACUUGCUCCGCACCUUCCCCCCCGACCUGAACUUCCUGCCUGUGGACGGGGAGGAGAUGCCGGAGGAAUGCCGGAAGAUGGGCUUCCCCAAGCAGCACCGGCACCAGCUGUGCUGCCUUCGGCAGGAGCUUGUGGAUGCCUUCGUGGAGCACAGGUAUCUCAUGUUCAUGAAGUUGGCGGCCCUGCAGUUAAUGCAGCAGAAGGCCAACCAGUCAGAAGGUGACACCCCUCUGGAAAAUGGAGGCAGCCCCACCCCCUCCUUUCCCGAGAACGGGGUAGAAGAUGGCGAGAAGUCUCCUCUGGAAGACGGCAAAAUGGAUGAGAAUGUGGCCGGGCUGGACCAGGUAAAGGAGCUGACGGAGACCAUCGCAUCGGACAACGGAGCAGUGGACCCCAGAAGCAAAGAGAUCAUCCAGAACGCUUGCAAAGCCGUUGGUUCCAUCAGCAGCACGUCCUUUGAUAUCCGGUUCAACCCAGACAUCUUCUCGCCCGGUAAGAAGGUGCUCCAGGGGUCCUUUAGGCAUAUUUUCCCUUCCAAAUAGGAUUCUGUUGUAAGCAUUCACGUACUGCUAGAGUUCCUCUUCUUCCAGUUAUUAAAUCCAAGGAGGGACUCUGUCUCCACCCAAGAGCUCCUGCUCCAUGUGCAGAAUGCCGAAGAUUCAGUUCCAACCUCUCCAGCCUGAAAAGAGUAAAAAAUGGAUGCGUAGAAUGAUGGAAAAGAGGUUUUUAUGGCUGUGGCUUGACAGCCCGGAAACCUCUCCUAGCCCCAAAGAAACAGGAGUGGGCCUUACGCAAGGCAAAUGCCCAGUGGCUCUUCUUCCCUAAAUAAU
Messenger RNA from Varanus komodoensis (Komodo dragon), 2976 nucleotides. It is a transcript of the gene CLUH, whose product is annotated as clustered mitochondria homolog. The coding region runs from base 16 to 2688 and encodes 890 amino acids. Lineage: Eukaryota; Metazoa; Chordata; Lepidosauria; Squamata; Varanidae. Gene Ontology annotation, cellular component: cytoplasm. The transcript has 12 exons. Gene Ontology annotation, biological process: intracellular distribution of mitochondria. Gene Ontology annotation, molecular function: mRNA binding. The record is from RefSeq and is a predicted model, not a curated record.